CCUGUACUAUGUCCGCAGUCUCUGGUCAUCUCCUGUACUAUGUCCGCAGUCACUGGUCAUCUCCUGUACUAUGUCCGCAGUCUUUGUCAUCUCCUGUACUAUGUCCGCAGUCACUGUCAUCUCCUGUACUAUGUCCGCAGUCUCUGGUCAUCUCCUGUGUACUAUGUCCGCAGUCUCUGGUCAUCUCCUGUACUGUGUCCGCAGUCCCUGGUCAUCUCCUGUACUAUGUCCGCAGUCUCUGGUCAUCUCCUGUACUAUGUCCGCAGUCUCUGUUCAUCUCCUGUGCUAUGUCCGCAGUCUUUGGUCAUCUCCUGUACUAUGUUCACAGUCUCUGGUCAUCUCCUGUACUAUGUCCACAUCUCUGGUCAUCUCCUGUACUAUUUCUGCAGUCUCUGGUCAUCUCCUGUACUAUGUCCAGUCUCUGGUCAUCUCUUGUACUAUGUCUGCAGUCUCUGGUCAUCUCC
This is a messenger RNA of Staurois parvus, 464 nucleotides long. The record is from the annotation of a GenBank genome assembly. NCBI's taxonomy places the organism in Eukaryota, Metazoa, Chordata, Amphibia, Anura, Ranidae.